AGUUAGUUGUAAACACACUCCACAGCUGUUCCAGACGUAAUUAACCAUUUGGAUCAGUUUGAGAUUUAUUCACGGAUGUUUAGAAAAAUUUGAAGUGUAUCUUGAUCAAGCUAAGCUACUGACAGCCAGCCAUCAAAUAUUUUAGUGGAAUUAUAAAAACGACAGAGUUCGACCUCCUUCACUGCAGCAACCAGAGCAGUCAGCUGCCAGUUACUUCCUAGUGCAGUUCGUUCUUCCUCUGCUGCAUCUUAUUAUAUAUUUCUGUACAUUAAGUUAAUUAAUUAUCACCAUGCCAGACAGGACUAAAGUUUUGGUUGGUGCUGGAGUAGUAUGGGGAAUUACAAUUUGCUGUCUUUUAAUCAGAAGAAAGAUUCCAAGUCCCACAGCAUUAUUAAAUUUCAUCCCAGCAAUUCUUUAUCGAAGCCAGAAAAUGGAAAGCGAUGAGGAUCAAAAAUGCAACAGCAAUGAGGCUGGAAAAUCCAUAGAUAUUCAAGGUCGUUCGCAUCCUGAUACAGAGGAUGACAAUGCAUCAAGACAACAACGAGCACAGAACUUUAUGCUAGGUGGUAUAACUGGAGCGUCUCCACCAAAAUUCGUAUCCCUGGAAGAGAUCCUAAAGGCAGCUAAUGGCAUGAAGAACAUGGCCCUGGCUCAUGAAAUUGCAGUGGACAAAAAUUUUCAAUUGCAAAAACUCGAGCCAGAUGAAAGUACGCUGCACAGCAGAAUAAAAGAAAUUAUGCACAAAGCUUUUUGGAGUUUACUGGCUGAACAGUUAUCGGAGGAGCCACCUAGAUACGACCAAGCUCUAAUUUUAUUAAAAGAAAUUAAAGAGACGUUGGACGAGCUCGUGUUACCACAUCAUACCAAAAUUCGAGAGAAUAUUAAAGAAGUCCUAGAUGUAGACCUCAUAAAGCAGCAAGCUGAACAGGGCGUAUUGGAUUUUCAUCACUAUGCUCAGUACGUCAUUUCUAUUAUGAGCAAAGUAUGCGCUCCGGUACGAGAUGACAAGAUGAUAGAAUUAAAACAACGCACGGACGUGAUAGAGACAUUCAAAGGUAUCAUGGAGACACUACAACUGAUGAGACUCGACUUGGCCAAUUUUACAAUCACUAUGAUGAGGCCGAAUAUCAUAGCUUCAAGUAUUGAAUAUGAAAAAGCAAAGUUUGCCGAGUUUCUGAAGGUUCAGACAGAUGGUUUACAGUACACCAGAAAAUGGAUACUCAAGCAUUUGGAUUUGGAAAAAAUAUCUACCACCUCUUCGGAUGUCAAUGCCAUCAAGCAAAUUACUCAUUGUCUCCUAGCUGAAGCAUACUUGGAUCUUCUUGAAUGGGAUUUCAGUCCUGAGGCAGAGACUUUAAUGCUGGACCAAGGAAGACUAUUAGAACUGCGAGAUCGAACCUGCAGGUUGAGUAUUGUUGGCUCAGUAUUACUCUUAGUGAAUAACACAGUAGGUGCUCCUAUACAAGAGGUCGCCAGUUUCAAGAAUAAUAUCAAGGAGCAUAUGGCUGUACUCUUAGAUACAGUACAUUCGAACAAAGACUUGGAAGGAGUUAUGCCAAAUAUAGUAUUACAAGUAAAAGCUGAUGUUAAGACGACAUUACAGGAAGUAGGGGCACCAGAUUUGCAACCAGCAUUGGAAACACUACUAGAAGGUCAGAUUUUGGAUCUUUUGAAAUCAGAUCACAAAAUCAGACAUCUAGUCAGUUUAAGAAUUCGACAGUUCUUACAGAAAAUCAUAUUAUCCCAAUCAGCUGCUCCACAGCAAAUACCACCUGGUCUGUCUUCGCUACAAGAAGAACUGGCAGCCAUAGCUGCACAAUUUUUAAUUCUCGUGGCGCAUAACAGAAGUGUCUUUGGCGAGUAUUACCAAGAAAUAGUAGCUAAUGCAAUAGCUGAUAAAAAUCGCGAAACGGAUAACCAAGAGGUAAUAGCGUAGAAUUGAACAAAUAAGUCUUACAGCCAACUGAUUAACUUCCACUGCAAGUGAUAUGAUUAUGUCUGAUGAUUAUUCAUUACUGAGUAAAACUGUAUGCUGAUCCUCAUUCAUCGUUUAAUUUCUUACAUGAGAUUAUAAGGAAUAUUUUGUGGUUUUGCUACGCUGAUUAAGUCUUGACAUAUCAUGACAAUUAGUUUUAGUUAACCAAAUCAUCCAUGGCGUGUAGUAUUUCAACCAUCUUUGUGCUGGUGCUAUUAAACGACGUGGAUAAGGAUCUUUCCAUUUCUUUCUUUCAGUAUAACUAAACUUGAAAGUAUAUUAUUCAAACAGCACAACUGCUAUGUUGGUCAAAGGAUUGCACGAGAAUCACAAUGUAUAAACUAUGACCUUUGUACGGUUUUCUAUACAAGAAACUUUUGAUAGAUAAAUAUUUUAUAGAUCAUUAAUUCAGAUGAUACUGAAAGAAUAUCCUUCCUGGAUUAUACAGUAGCGAUAUUGUUUAUGGCAGUGUCUAUUUAAUAUAUGCACAUCUAGAUUCCGUAGAACUGUGCUAACUCCAGAAUUUUACGAGAUUCAAAUGGAUACGUAAUUUAAAAGUAACUAACUAGCCUGUGGUAUGAAUUCUUAUUGUAAUUUUAAAUUACUGAAUAUGCAAUAUUACUAGUCGAUGAGCUAAGAAUGAAUUACUAUUGGGACUGAGCUUUCUUGAAAUUACCCAUAGGGACAAUACAAUUAUUAUUGUACCAUUGUCCUGUAUUGCUAAUGAAAACAGUUGUGGAUAGAACAACUUUAAACUAAUGAACUGUACAGUGAAACAUAAUUUUUGUACCUAUUAACGAACUAGUAUAAUAAACAUUUACGAAAAAGAA
Molecule: messenger RNA, 2805 nt
Organism: Cephus cinctus (wheat stem sawfly)
Lineage: Eukaryota; Metazoa; Arthropoda; Insecta; Hymenoptera; Cephidae
Product: T-complex protein 11-like protein 1
Exons: 9
Coding region: 290-1936 (548 amino acids)
Biological process (GO): signal transduction
Source: RefSeq, a predicted model, not a curated record